AUGGUGUACGCGUAUAACGCCUACGACGCACCAGGCCCGUCCUUCGUCCCCGUUGGUCUCACCUCGGCUCCUCUCGCAAAUAUAUCGCCGGGGAUCCUCGUACCCUCGGAGAGUUAUAGGACACGUCUUAUUCCUGUCCUCACCACUCUACUUGCUUUGCAUCCGCAUCACCUCCCCGCCAUGCUGCUUCUAGCUUGCAUCUACUAUGCUUUGGGCGAUUUUGACUCCAGCAUAGCCGUCAAUGACCAAAUCUUGUCCAUCGACGCGAACUAUGUGGAAGCAAUGAAUAACAUCGGGACAGCCAUGAAAGCUCAGGGCCAGAUCCAGAAGGCGUUUGAGUGGUGGUGGAAAGCGCUGCAAGUACGCCCUACGUUCUGGGAUGCACUGGACAACAUCUUGGGUAUGACCUUCACGCUGGCUCAUUGUGCAUCUGAUCAAGGCCGUCGUCUCAAUUACUAUCGUCAAGCCCAAGCUAUCUGUCAAUACGUUCAGACGCAUGUUUUCGACUCCAAUGGCAGACUGACUUCGCGUCUCCAACCCAUCGAAAUACCUCGCUUGCAGCGCGCCGUGUUCACGAGCGGCACCAUCUACUCAACGCUCGGCCCAACGAACAUAGAGCGCGCUCUUCAUGAGUAUGCGCGUUCAUUGGAGCUCGUACUACGCCCUCCGUCACCAUGCCUCGACUCCGAACAGUACAGCCUUCGCGAUCUCCUCAUUGCCACAUGCACAGCUGGGCACGCGCUAUGCUCCGAUAUCAGGACUGUUGGUUCCGCGGACUUCAGCAAUAUAUUCAAGACCGACAUCAGUCAGCGUUUGGACGACCCUUCUCUCUUUCUUAUGAAGAAGGUUCGGGCGGCAGGCGAACAGCUCCUACACCCGCUGUUACUCGCUGGAGGAGGCCUCCUUCCCGUCCCGCUCCUUCUUCCAGAACAAGUGUCAUCUCUCCGCACUGCACUCUUUUCUGGCGGCGUACUUCCCGGUAUCUGUCAGGUUGGUCCUAGUGGAGCACUGGUGCCACCGUCAGAUAUCAUACGACAGCAGGCAAACAAUAUGACGAGCACAGUCCUUCUCACACUGGCCAAACGUUUCCAAGACGCCGCAUUGAGCAAUGCUGCCAUCCCUGGUUCGGCGGGUGGGCUGCGUAUCAGCGCGUCCAUUGUCAUCCUGCUGUACUACAUCGCCCUCACCUGUGAUCCCGCGCCCUCGACUUAUAACAACCUGGGGAUAAUGCUUUCUGGCAUUUCGCAAACCCGAUCCAGUCCGGAUGGCGAAGUCAUAGAUGGAACCGCCCUUGCUCGUAUGUUCUACACGGAGGGUUUGCAUAUUGAUCCCAAGCACCCACACUUAUUGACCAAUCUCGGAUCACUCGUAAAUGAACAAGGCCAGGGUCGUCCUUGGGAUGCAGUCGAGUAUUAUUAUCGCGCGGCGAAAGCAAACCCAAAUCUCCCAGAAGCCGUUUGCGGUCUAGCGAAUUCCCUCUCCUCGAUAUGCGAUUGGCGUGGACGCGGUGCGUUGGUUGACGAAAUCGGUGUCGACGACGCUGGAUGUCACCUCCUUCCUGCACGAAACCCUCAAGCAGGCUGGGUCACCCAGAUGGUUGCGGUGACGGACGAGCAGAUCAAGGACGGAUAUCGACAGCCCUUCUACAGAGGUGACUCGCUCGUCACCACGACCGAGGCGUGCCUGCGCGCAUUAGUUUGUGGACUAGGACGACAUCUCCGGCCAGAUGAAAAUGAGCAAUGGCGCUCGAGGUUUCAACGUCUGGCAGGCAGUGUGAACGACCGAAUGGUCUAUCACGUCAACAGUGUCGGCUUUUUUCUCAGAUUCUGCGACUGGAUUGCGCCACAGCUUCAGCGAAGAUGGUAUCUUCGAACUUUCGGUAGAACUUAUGAAGUCCGCGACUUCGUGGAUCUACCCAACAACGCUAUAUCCUCUCAGUUCAACCGGCCACCCCUCCCUAAGGCUCUGCAGUCACCCGAAGUACCCUCUGUUUUGCCGUUCCAUACUUUCACAUGUCCAGUAUCCCCGAGAACUGUUCGUCUUAUACCACACCGUGCUGCGUUGAAAGCCUCAUACGCUGGUCACUCCCAUCCGUGGAUGCCAGAGCAUGUAUUCCGCCCCCCAAGACCACCUUUCAACGGGAGGAUCAAUUUGGGAUACAUAUCCAAUGAUGUCAACAACCAUCCGCUUUCUCAUCUCAUGCAGAAUGUAUUUGGCCUGCAUGACAGGGAUCGCUUCAAUAUAUUUAUCUACACCACUAGUCCUUGGGACGGUACCGCGUACCGGCCACGAAUUGCGAGCAUGGUUGAACACUGCGUCGAUGUCUCGAGCUGGAACCUCCAGCAGAUCCUCCAACACAUUGGCGAGCACGAGCUCCACAUUUUGAUCAACUUGGGCGGCUACACUAAAGGCGCGAGGAACGACAUCUUCGCCGUGAGGCCCGUGCCAAUCCAAAUGCAGCUUAUUGGCUACGCGGGAACCGUCGGCGCGUCCUGGUGCGACUACAUCGUCUGCGACCCGAUAUCCUGUCCGCAGGAUUUGUCUGCGGCCGAGCGAUGGAGGAUCUUGCAGUCCGAACGAGGCGAUAGCCCCCUGCCGAUCGAACCGCUCGACAUGGGCGCGGACUUAGAUCCGGAAGACGACAGCGAACUGUGGAUCUAUUCCGAGAAGUUCAUGUACAUGCCCCACACCUUCAUGGUGACCGAUCACAAGCAAUCGUUCCGUGGAGACGACGGCUUGAGCCCAGAAACUCGUUCAACUAUUGACGCCGAUACGUUGUGGCUCGACGAAGAGCGUCGGCGAGCUUGUGCCCGCAGAGAGGUGUUCCCGGACAUACCACAGGAUGUGAUUGUAUUCGCUAAUUUUAACCAGGGAAUCUUCUAUUUGUGGCUUCGCAUCCUUCGCAAGGUGCCGCGGAGUAUUCUGUGGCUGCUCCGCUUCCCCGGAGCAGCAGAGGAGCAUCUCCGGCGGUCUGCCGCGCUGUGGGCAGGCAAAGACGUCGCGUCACGAAUACGCUUCACGGACAUCGCCAGGAAGGACUUCCACAUCUACCGCGCACGCGUCGUCGACCUCUUCCUUGAUACCGUCGAGUGCAACGCCCACACGAUCGCCGCGGACGUGCUCUGGACGGGCACGCCCAUGCUCACCUGGCCGAAGCACCGGCACAAGAUGUGCUCCCGCGUGGCGGCGAGCAUAGUGCACGCCACGGGCUUCGGCGCGGAGAUGACCGUGCACAGCGCCGAGGAGUACGAGGCGCGCGCGGUCGCACUCGCGCAGAGCGUGUCGUACGUGCCGCAUCGCGAGCCCUCGGGCGCGGUCGUCCCGCGCGGGGCGGGGGAGCUCAUCCGGCUCCGCAAGAACCUGUUCCUCAAUCGGGACCACAUGCCGCUCUUCGACACGGCGCGCUGGACGAGGAACCUCGAGAAGGGGCUCUGGGAGGCGUGGCGGCGGUGGGUCGACGGCACGCAGUACGAGUGCUCAGACGAAUGGAUGGCGUGUGAGGGCGAGGACAAGAGAAGCAGCUGCAUCUGGAUCAAGGACGACGAUCCGGUGCGUAUCCAGCGCGUAGAAUAA
Molecule: messenger RNA, 3573 nt
Organism: Epithele typhae
Lineage: Eukaryota; Fungi; Basidiomycota; Agaricomycetes; Polyporales; Epitheliaceae
Product: TPR-like protein
Exons: 12
Coding region: 1-3573 (1190 amino acids)
Biological process (GO): protein O-linked glycosylation
Molecular function (GO): glycosyltransferase activity; protein binding
Source: RefSeq, a predicted model, not a curated record